CCCCCCCCCCCCCCCCCCCCCCCCCCCCCCCCCCCUCCGCCGCUGCCCUCACUGCCCCGGCCGCUCUCGGAGUACAUCACGGAGGAGGAGGUGGAGGGCGAGUGCCUGGACCUCUGCCUGCAGCAGCUCUACAAGUAUAAUUGCCCUUCCUUCCUGGCCUCUGCUCUAGCCAGAGCAACCUCAGAUGAAGUCCUGCAGAGCGACCUCUCGGCGCAUUUCCUGCCCAAGCACGUGGACAGCACCGACGGCAUCAUCCAGAUAGAGACAGUGAAGUUGGCCCGUUUAGUUUACAGCAAACUGCACGAGAUCUGCAGCAGCUGGGUGAAAGAUUUCCCCCUGCAGCCCAAGCCCCACCGCUACUACGAGACCUCCAUCCACGCCAUCAAGAACAUGCGCAGGAAGAUGGAGGACAAGCACGUCUGCAUCCCCGACUUCAACGUGCUCUUCAACCUGGAGGACCAAGAAGAACAAGCUUAUUUUGCAGUGUUUGAUGGCCACGGAGGAGUGGAUGCUGCCAUCUAUGCCUCCAUCCACCUGCACGUGAACAUGGUGCACCAGGAGAUGUUCCAGCAGGACCCGGCCGAGGCGCUGUGCCGCGCCUUCCGCGUCACCGACGAGCGCUUCGUGCAGAAGGCAGCCAGGGAGAGUCUGCGCUGUGGAACCACCGGGGUGGUGACUUUCAUCCGAGGGAAUAUGCUGCAUGUGGCUUGGCUGGGGGACUCCCAGGUGAUGCUUGUGAGGAGAGGCCAAGCUGUGGAACUGAUGAAACCCCACAAACCAGAUCGAGAGGAUGAGAAGAAGCGAAUCGAGGCCCUGGGCGGCUGCGUGGUCUGGUUUGGAGCCUGGAGGGUGAACGGGAGCCUCUCUGUCUCCAGAGCUAUUGGGGAUGCUGAGCACAAGCCAUACAUCUGUGGGGACGCAGACUCUGCCUCCACGGUGCUGGAUGGCUCUGAAGACUACCUCAUUCUGGCCUGUGAUGGCUUCUACGACACAGUCAACCCCGAUGAGGCAGUCAAAGUGGUGGCUGACCAUCUGAAGGAGAACAAUGGUGACAGCAGCAUGGUAGCACAUAAAUUGGUGGCAUCUGCUCGGGACGCGGGCUCCAGCGACAACAUCACGGUCAUUGUGGUGUUUCUCAGGGACAUGAACGCGGCCGUCGCGGCCAGCGAGGAGUCGGACUGGACAGAGAACUCUUUCCAAGGGGGCCAAGAAGACAACGGGGAAGACAAGGAGAACCAUGGAGACUGCAAACGGCCCUGGCCCCAGCACCAGUGCUCAGCUCCUGCGGAUUUAGGCUAUGAAGGACGAGUGGACUCCUUCACCGACAGAACUAGCUUAAGCAUAGGCUCCAGCGCUAAUCCCUUGGAUGAUCAAGGCUAUUUAGACCUGACAAAAACAGAAACUAGUACACCUCAGAGUGCCAAAUGUCUGCCACCAGUCCAAGCGUUUAGUCCUGGCAUACCAAAGAGUGCGGGUUCGAUCGGCGGCUCCCGGGUGAAGAGCGAGUCCUCGGGCUCCGGGCGGAGCGAUCGCGCGGAGGACGCGGCCCCCCUGAGCCCGGGGGGCAUCUACAGGGUCAGGGGUUUAUCCCCCGUCUUCUCCAGGCUGGAAGAUGAACUGUUCAGAUCCUUGGGAAAACGAGCUGCGUUCCCUCAUUUCCGGCUCUGCAGUGGGAAGAGGCGGCGAGCAGCCAGGCUCAAACCAAAGUUUCACACGCCGCUCUGGGCUCAGGAGCCUCCCCAGGGAGAGGGAUCCGGGCCGGCGCUCCCUGCCCGGGGCCGCAGGAGCAGGAGGGCGCUGGCCCGACCCUGCCCGUGGCAGAGGCUGCCCAGCCACGGCUCUGACAGCGAGUGUUUGAUGCGGAGACAAAGUCAUUGUAUACCAGAGCCACACCUUCAUCAAUGCUGUAAAAUGUAACCACCCCCUCGUGUUUCCCUGUCAGACUCCCAAAGUAGACAUUCCCAAAAUAAAACGGGCAUCAUCACAAAGCGAAAAAAAAAAAAAAA
Molecule: messenger RNA, 2006 nt
Organism: Ficedula albicollis (Collared flycatcher)
Lineage: Eukaryota; Metazoa; Chordata; Aves; Passeriformes; Muscicapidae
Gene: PPM1E
Product: protein phosphatase, Mg2+/Mn2+ dependent 1E
Exons: 7
Biological process (GO): protein dephosphorylation; negative regulation of protein kinase activity
Molecular function (GO): protein serine/threonine phosphatase activity; cation binding
Source: RefSeq, a predicted model, not a curated record